AUGGAGGAACUCCCCAUCAUAAUCUUUAUCAUUGGGAUACUUGUGCAUCUGUCUGCAGGGGAGGCCGGAAUUGCUGUCUUAGCAGGGCAGAACACAACGCUUCCCUGCAUUUUCGAAGGCAUGCCAUGGCAUGUCAAUUGGUUGAAAGAGGAUGGUCCUUCUUGGAAUGGCAUUGCCAGUUAUGGAGACAACACAAAUUAUGGAACCAUCGAUGAUGGGAAGUACAGUGUACAGGAGCACUUCUCAAGUGGGAAAUCCUCAUUUUCGCUGAGCAUCGCUGAGGUGGAAAUCGCCGAUGAUGGACGGUAUAGGUGCGCCGUGACUGACAAUUAUGGAACGAGUUCUUCAAGCCUCUACCACCUCGAGGUAUUGGAUGCACUAAACACCUCCGUUACCACCCCAGCACUCCAUGGAAGCACACCCACCACACCGACAUCGACACAGACAGUCACCACAACAACCACGGACAGCCGGGAUCAAACGGUGGACGACACCGGUUCUGGUAUCAGCCUUGCUGCCAAGUUUGGAAUUGCGUUUGGAGUGAUGAUUCCAGUUGGCAUCGCUGUGUUUGGUAAGUUGUUGUGUACAUUUCGUAAAUUUGUUGAAGUCACUGACGUGAUACACGGCGAUGAAAACCUCUUAAAUAGCGCACAGUAA
Messenger RNA from Strongylocentrotus purpuratus (purple sea urchin), 657 nucleotides. RefSeq lists its product as uncharacterized. The record is from RefSeq and is a predicted model, not a curated record. The transcript has 5 exons. Bases 1 to 657 code for a protein of 218 amino acids. Lineage: Eukaryota; Metazoa; Echinodermata; Echinoidea; Camarodonta; Strongylocentrotidae.